GUUAAUAUUAAAUGAUCUAAACUUUGCAUAUCAUCAAUAUAAAACUCAAGGGCCAGCGGGGCAACUAUAAAAAGCAAUAUUUUAUUUGACGACAUUGAAUUAUACUCGUAUAUAUACGAUCAGUCAUCUCUAUAAAUGGGUGGUAUAAGUCUCUUGGUGAGUGUGAGGUUUUGUACUGCUUAGAGAGUUUCAUAAAAAAUAAGGUAAGUGCGUGAAGAUGAUAAGGAUGAUGAAGCCUAUGCUAUUGAUGCCCUUUUGGUUAUUAGCCAUAGGCAUAGCUUAUGCUUCAUCCUCCUCCGCCUCCCCCUCCCCCUCCCCCUCCGUCAUUAUCGUGGGUGCGGGAAUGUCAGGCAUUUCUGCAGCGAAAAGACUAAGUGACGCUGGUAUUAAAGAUUUCGUAAUAUUAGAGGCAACAAAUAGGAUCGGUGGUCGAAUCAAGAAGACUAAUUUUGCAGGCUAUACUGUUGAGAUGGGAGCUAAUUGGCUUCAUGGUGUAGGUGGUCCUUUUAGGAAUCCUCUCUAUGAAAUGUCCAAACAAAUUCAUCUUAAGAAAUUCUUUUCUGACUUCAGCAAUAUCUCAUCCAACACUUAUAAACAAGGGGGUGGGCUGUACAAGAGCAAUGAGGUCGAUGCUGCAAUUAAUAAAGUUGAUGAAACCUUUGAUUUUGGUGAGAAGUUUUCAAAGAUGUUGAAUGCAGAGAAGAAUGAAGAUGAUGAUAUGUCCAUUUUAGCUCUUGAACGUCUUCAUAAUACGGACCCAAAAACAAAUCUAGAGAAAAUGAUAGAUUUCUUCAAUUUUGAUGGAGAACAAGCGGAGGCACCAAGGGUUUCAAGCUUGAGGCAUGUAAUACCAUUUGCUGAGGCACAUGAUUAUGGAGAAAAUGCGUACUUUGUAGCAGACUCUAGGGGUUUUGAAAGUUUGGUUCAUCUUAUUGCAAAACAAUAUCUGUCCUACAAAAACGGGGUUAUCAAUGAUCCAAGGCUCAAAUUUAAUCAGGUUGUGAGGGAGAUUGAGCAGACAAAGGGCGGAGUAACGGUCAUACGCACGGAAGACGGUAAACAUUACCAGUCCAAGCUUGUAAUAGUGUCUGCUAGCCUUGGUGUUUUACAAAGUGACCUUAUCAGCUUUAAACCGCAACUACCUCUAUGGAAAAGACGUGCAAUCCAGGAGUUUAGCAUUGGAAUAUAUACGAAAAUCUUCCUCAAGUUCCCUCAUGCAUUUUGGCCUACUGGAAAUGGGACUGAAUUUUUCCUGUAUGUUCAUGAGAGACGUGGAUAUUAUGCAAUUUGGCAGCACUUGGAGAAUGAGCAUCCAGGAUCAAAUGUUAUGUUUGUGACCGUAACAGAUGACGAAUCCAUAAGAGUAGAGCAACAAUCUGAUAAAGAAACUAAAGCUGAAGCCAUGCAAGUUUUGAGGAAAAUGUUUGGAAAAAACAUUCCUGAAGCUACCGAUAUAAUGAUUCCUCGAUGGAAAUCUGACAGAUUUUACCAAGGAUCUUUCACUAAUUGGCCUGUUGGCUUUACUCAAAAGCGUCACAACCAAUUGAGGGCUCCCGUCGGUAACGUCUACUUUACAGGAGAGCAUACACAUCCUAGAUUAUUUGGAUACGCAGAUGGCGCGUAUUUUGCAGGUUUAAUUUCGAUAUAUCAUCCAUUUUCUCAUAUACAUAAAGAUGUGAAUUUAAAUACUAAGCUAAUUAAUUUUGAUUAUAUAAUUAAAAAUUGCAUUUUUACAACAGGUGCUAAUACAGCAAAAGAUGUGAUACAAUGUCUGAAGAAUAAAAUUUGCAAAUAAUGAGUUGGAGUCUAGUUGCGAGUGUUGUAGGUGAAGUUAUCAUUUUCUCAAUUGUAAUCUCUUUUUUCCUUUUCAAAAGGAAUUAAUAAUUAUUUGCAUUGUAAAAAGAGGUUCUACGCUAGCUCAUCAUUGGGAUUUAAAAAUAAAUCCCAAUAAUCAACUUUUUUCCUUUCUUCAAA
This is a messenger RNA of Amaranthus tricolor (Joseph's coat), 1974 nucleotides long. RefSeq names its product polyamine oxidase 1-like. The record is from RefSeq and is a predicted model, not a curated record. Bases 218 to 1795 code for a protein of 525 amino acids. Gene Ontology annotation, molecular function: oxidoreductase activity. Lineage: Eukaryota; Viridiplantae; Streptophyta; Magnoliopsida; Caryophyllales; Amaranthaceae. The transcript is spliced from 7 exons.